Balaenoptera musculus (blue whale) is the source of this 1630-nucleotide messenger RNA. It is a transcript of the gene SCN1B, whose product is annotated as sodium voltage-gated channel beta subunit 1. The record is from RefSeq and is a predicted model, not a curated record. The transcript has 6 exons. NCBI's taxonomy places the organism in Eukaryota, Metazoa, Chordata, Mammalia, Artiodactyla, Balaenopteridae. Gene Ontology annotation, biological process: sodium ion transport; regulation of heart rate by cardiac conduction; cardiac muscle cell action potential involved in contraction. The coding region runs from base 431 to 988 and encodes 185 amino acids. Gene Ontology annotation, cellular component: voltage-gated sodium channel complex. Gene Ontology annotation, molecular function: sodium channel regulator activity.
GAGAGAGUUAAGAAUCUGAGCGGUGGAGAGAGGAAAAACUUGAGCGAGGCAGAAAGAGAUGGAGACACAGGUAGACACAGAAAGAGAUGGAGUUUAAAAAGGACAGGGAGAGGUGGAGUGAGAGAGCGAGAGGCCGGGAGAGCGUGUCUGAGCCUGGGAAAAGGACACAAAGUGGUGGGACCUUUAGAGAGACCCCUAAGAGAGAGAAAGAGGGGGAGACAAAGACAGAGGCGCUCAGGGAGAUGGAAAGAGACAGCAGAGGAGGAGGGCAGAAAACCCCAAGAUUAACAGCGGAAAGAAUCAGGGACACAGGAAAAGCCCCGGAGCUGGAGAGACAUAGCAUUAGCUAGUGAGCAGGAAGGAGGUGGCAGUGUCCUCAGCCUGGGGAGGCUGUGUGGAGGUGGACUCAGAGACCGAGGCCGUGUACGGGAUGACCUUCAAAAUUCUGUGCAUCUCCUGCAAGCGCCGCAGCGAGACCACUGCCGAGACCUUCACGGAGUGGACCUUCCGCCAGAAGGGCACAGAGGAGUUUGUCAAGAUCCUGCGCUAUGAGAACGAGGUGCUGCAGCUGGAGGAGGAUGAGCGCUUUGAGGGCCGCGUGGUGUGGAAUGGCAGCCGGGGCACCAAGGACCUGCAGGACCUGUCCAUCUUCAUCACCAACGUCACCUACAACCACUCGGGCGACUACGAGUGCCACGUGUACCGCCUGCUCUUCUUUGACAACUACGAGCACAACACCAGCGUCGUCAAAAAGAUCCACCUUGAGGUGGUGAACAAAGCCAACAGAGACAUGGCGUCCAUCGUGUCUGAGAUCAUGAUGUACUUGCUCAUCGUGGUGUUGACCAUAUGGCUCGUGGCAGAGAUGGUUUACUGCUACAAGAAGAUCGCCGCUGCCACGGAGGCUGCUGCACAAGAGAACGCCUCGGAAUACCUGGCCAUCACCUCAGAAAGCAAAGAGAACUGUACGGGCGUCCAGGUGGCCGAAUAGCCCCGGCCCUGGGCUCCGCCUCAAGGAAGAGCCAGCCCUACCGGGGAACAUCCGGGCACAGCCUGCCCCCAAUGGGGGUUGGCCAUUCCUGGGCCUCCACAAGCCUCAAAGUCCUGCCAACGGAGCCUCCAGGGUGGGAGGGGGCAGGGGGCUUGGCUCACACCCCUAAUCCAGCCUUCUUCCUCCUGCCCCAUCACCCGCCCGUGCCGUGCAUGAUGGGUAAAGCAAUACUGCCGCUGCCCCCAUCCCUGCUUCUGCUGCCUGUUUGGGAGGGGGGCGGUGAGGUGGGGGCAGCGGCUCCGCACCCCUCUUUCUUGCUGAUUUGCACACAUUGGCCGCUUUGGACACGCACUACUGGGGCCCAGCCCCUGUCUGCCCCCUCCCCGCCUGGUGAGGGUUAUGAUGGGCUGGAACAGCUUGGGGCAGGGGGUUCUGGAACCCACUCUGACCCCCAGUGACAUUUCCCCUCCUGCUUCCUCUGGCUGGACCUGGGGUCUCCUCUCCCUGUGAUGCACUCUGCCCCAGCCCAACCCGCCCUCUCUCACCAGCCUUGGAUUGUGGCCACUUCGAAAGGGGCCCAUUCAGCCUCGUCUCUCUUUACACAAGUAGUUUUGUUCAUGAAAUAAAGAUUCUUGGACUUGA